AGACACACACACCAGCAGCUACACCUACACGCUGACCAUCACAGGCACACAGAGGCACAUCCACCUCACAUCCACCUCAUACUUGUGUACUCUCAGGGUUCAGUCUUUCAUCCUAUCCCUCUCUGAUCUGUGCCUCCCAAUACCUUCCAAGAUGUUUACAGAGACCCUUCUCCCUGUGCAGUUAGGAGUGUAAGGCAAGAGAGCCCCUACUUCAUGGGGCAGAUCAAGAGCUGAGACCAAAGAUGGUCUAUGUUGCUGACCUUGUCCUGUCCUCCUGCUGUCUUAAACUAUGAUCCCUGCUGCGGUCACUGAAGCCUUUCCCUAGCAGGAAGAAAAUCUCAUUUGAAAAGCCCAGAACUAUUCUGUUACACAGAAGACCAGGAAAGAGAAGUUUAAAACCAAGUCUAAGAAAAGUCCCCAGGGUCACACAGUUCAUAAGCGACAGAGCCAGGAUUCCAGCACCUGGUCUGAAUGACCCAGAAGCCAGGACUUUUCCCCCGCACCUCUACAUCAGGCGUGCUGGAGCAGGAAGCGGUCAGGCAGCCCCACUAGGAGUAACAAAGAUGGGAUCACAGAGCCUUGGAACUGGGGGUGGCUCCUUCAUGAGACCAUGGUGCCACCUACUGGCAGAAAGAGAAGGGGUGUACACAGAGCGCUAAGAGAAGACUGGGAAGGAGAAAAAGAAAAAGAUGGGGAAGGAGAGGAGAUGGAAAGAUGAAGGGAGGGGAAAAAUGGGGAAUGUGAGGUUUCAUGGAGGGAAGAGGAUUAGGAACUAUUUGCUACUCGCAGGAGAGAGCGGAAGCUGCCAAAUCUCAGUCAUUUCCUUGAAAGUGAGCAGUGGUGUGUGAGAGCCAGGCGUCCCUCUGCCUGCCCACUCAGUGGCAACACCCGGGAGCUGUUUUGUCCUUUGUGGAGCCUCAGCAGUUCCCUCUUUCAGAACUCACUGCCAAGAGCCCUGAACAGGAGCCACCAUGCAGUGCUUCAGCUUCAUUAAGACCAUGAUGAUCCUCUUCAAUUUGCUCAUCUUUCUGUGUGGUGCAGCCCUGUUGGCAGUGGGCAUCUGGGUGUCAAUCGAUGGGGCAUCCUUUCUGAAGAUCUUCGGGCCACUGUCGUCCAGUGCCAUGCAGUUUGUCAACGUGGGCUACUUCCUCAUCGCAGCCGGCGUUGUGGUCUUUGCUCUUGGUUUCCUGGGCUGCUAUGGUGCUAAGACUGAGAGCAAGUGUGCCCUCGUGACGUUCUUCUUCAUCCUCCUCCUCAUCUUCAUUGCUGAGGUUGCAGCUGCUGUGGUCGCCUUGGUGUACACCACAAUGGCUGAGCACUUCCUGACGUUGCUGGUAGUGCCUGCCAUCAAGAAAGAUUAUGGUUCCCAGGAAGACUUCACUCAAGUGUGGAACACCACCAUGAAAGGGCUCAAGUGCUGUGGCUUCACCAACUAUACGGAUUUUGAGGACUCACCCUACUUCAAAGAGAACAGUGCCUUUCCCCCAUUCUGUUGCAAUGACAACGUCACCAACACAGCCAAUGAAACCUGCACCAAGCAAAAGGCUCACGACCAAAAAGUAGAGGGUUGCUUCAAUCAGCUUUUGUAUGACAUCCGAACUAAUGCAGUCACCGUGGGUGGUGUGGCAGCUGGAAUUGGGGGCCUCGAGUUCUUUUCCAACUCAGCUCGAAGGCCACCUCUUCCAGAAAGCCUCUAUAGCACUCCCAUCAGAAGAGAUCACGUCUUUCUACAACCCUCCCCUCCAUGACUUUCAUGGCUCUUAGAGCCUCUGCUGUCUCUGCUUCAUCCUGGAAGUAUCACAAUCCUCCACCACACUGAACCCCUCAAGGUAGGGCCAGGUCUGAUUACUUUCAGGUCCCCAGUGCCCAGCACAAGGCUGAGGCCAAAGAAAGGACCAGGGGAUGGUUAUAAAAUAAAUCAAUGAAUUGACUGCCUA
This is a messenger RNA of Homo sapiens (human), 1937 nucleotides long. It is a transcript of the gene TSPAN1, whose product is annotated as tetraspanin 1. NCBI's taxonomy places the organism in Eukaryota, Metazoa, Chordata, Mammalia, Primates, Hominidae. The record is from RefSeq and is a predicted model, not a curated record. The transcript has 10 exons. The coding region runs from base 972 to 1748 and encodes 258 amino acids. Gene Ontology annotation, cellular component: lysosomal membrane; membrane; plasma membrane.